Molecule: messenger RNA, 2645 nt
Organism: Urocitellus parryii (Arctic ground squirrel)
Lineage: Eukaryota; Metazoa; Chordata; Mammalia; Rodentia; Sciuridae
Gene: Pla2g15
Product: phospholipase A2 group XV
Biological process (GO): lipid metabolic process
Source: RefSeq, a predicted model, not a curated record
UAAGCUCUUAGCCACCGCCCCGGCCUAGGCACGAGCUCGGAACACUGAACCCGCACCUCGGACCUGCAGUCCGCCGCCGCACGCCAUGGACCUACGCCUCUGUCCCUGCCGCAAGGCCCUGCUCCCGAGUGGCCUCCUGUUUGAACUGCUGCUGCUGCUGCUGCUGCUCUCGGACCCGGCGCUCCAGGCCCAACGUCACCCCCCAGUGGUGCUGGUGCCUGGUGAUUUGGGUAACCAAUUGGAAGCAAAGCUGGACAAGCCCUCCGUAGUGCACUACCUUUGUUCCAAGAGGACCGACAGCUACUUCACUCUCUGGCUGAACCUCGAACUGCUGCUGCCUGUCAUCAUUGACUGCUGGAUUGACAAUAUCAGGCUGAUUUACAACAGAACAUCCCGGGCCACCCAGUUUCCUGAUGGUGUGGACGUGCGUGUCCCUGGUUUUGGGAAGACCUUCUCAUUGGAGUUCCUGGACCCCAGCAAAAGCAGUGUGGGUUCCUAUUUCCACACCAUGGUGGAGAGCCUUGUAGGCUGGGGCUACACACAGGGUGAAGAUGUCCGAGGGGCCCCCUAUGACUGGCGCCGAGCCCCAAAUGAAAACGGGCCCUACUUCCUGGCCCUCCGAGAGAUGAUCGAGGAGAUGUACCAGCUGUAUGGGGGCCCUGUGGUACUGGUUGCCCACAGUAUGGGCAACAUGUACACACUCUACUUUCUGCAGCGGCAACCACAGGCCUGGAAGGACAAGUAUAUCCGUGCUUUUGUGUCACUGGGAGCUCCCUGGGGGGGCGUGGCCAAGACCCUGCGCGUCCUGGCCUCAGGAGACAACAACCGCAUCCCUGUCAUUGGGCCUCUGAAGAUCCGGGAGCAGCAGCGGUCUGCAGUCUCCACCAGUUGGCUACUGCCCUACAAUCAUACCUGGUCACCUGAGAAGGUGUUUGUACACACACCUACAACCAACUACACACUGCGAGAUUAUCAACGGUUCUUCCAGGACAUUGGUUUUGAAGAUGGCUGGCUCAUGCGGCAGGACACAGAGGGGCUGGUUGAAGCCAUGGUGCCACCUGGUGUGCAGCUGCACUGCCUUUAUGGCACUGGUGUCCCCACACCAGACUCCUUCUACUAUGAGAACUUCCCUGAUCGCGACCCUAAAAUCUGCUUUGGUGAUGGCGAUGGCACUGUGAACUUGGAGAGUGUCCUGCAGUGCCAGGCCUGGCACAACCUCCAGGAGCACCAAGUGUCAUUGCAGGAGCUACCAGGCAGUGAGCACAUUGAGAUGCUAUCCAAUGCCACUACCCUGGCCUAUCUGAAACGUGUGCUCCUUGGGCCCUGAUUUCUGUGCCAGGCAGGGCUGCUGAAUGGCUUGGCCAUGGGGUUUCCCCCAGUCUCUGGGACUGUCAUCAAGCUCCUGGGUCUUGGGCUUUGGAUUAUCUGCCUUGAGAAAGUACUGUUUCUUAUCCUUCCUCUAUGGUAGUGAAGAAGGAGAAAAUAAGCAUGGACUCAAGGGACACUUAUAGAAAGAAUGCUGCUGCUGUUGGAUUUGUUGUGACCUCAGAAAUGGGCUCUGCGGGGUGGAUUGGUUGGUACCUGGCCCCAAUCUCCAACUUGGGGGUCAUACAUUCCUUCUACCCCUAUGGCCUUUCCAAACUUGACCACUGGCCCUUGGACUUCCUGUGAGAGAUGUUACUUAGCAAUGGUCCCUGCCCCCACAGGUCCCAGGGUGACCCUUUUCACAUGCUGGCCUCAAGUAGGCCUGCUGUUGGCCAUGGGUGGCUGGAGCUGCUGGCUUCCCUGUGGCCUCACUGGUAGACACAGUGGCCUGACUUCAGGCCAUGGGGUAGGCUUCAUGGGGUAGCCUGGUACCCCCUGCAGGCAGGGGCAAUUUGUUUUGUUUUCCAUGGUUCCCAGAUCCAGGGGCAUAUACUCCACUCCUACCUCUCACCUCCAGGAGCAGCCUACUCUGGAUCAGGCAGCAGAUGCUCCCUCAGUUUUGGGGGCUAUGUCCCAGAAGUCCUGAUCCCCUUGGUUGUGCUGUGUCAGUCCUAGUAUUGAAGCUGGUUCCCUUGGCUCUGGGACUGUGGUUCAAGGAGAGCUGUGCCCAGUGCCAUGACCUUUUAGGGAACUGAAGGAAGCAACCAUGGUUGCUCAGAGCUGCCUUGAGGUGCCCUCUUGCAAACCCUACCACCACAUUACCAUCCUGCUAGGGUCUCUUAGAACCUAGCUGGGCUGGCACAGGGCUGAGAGGUAGUGGGUUUCUGACCCACUGCCCAGCACCUCCUCCCAGGAAGCUGAAUGGUAUUUAGUUUCCAGGGUCUAGCCCAGAGACUUGAGAGCCAGGAGCCUAGGGCCCAUCUAGGGGUUUUCUGUCUGCCCCAGGGAUGCUAUAUGGUCUCCUGUGAUAGCUGGGAUGGAGAAUCUGGACCUGCCUAAUGGCAGUGGGUGCCAAAUGGGCAUGUGGCUAUAGGCUGAGAUCUAGGUCCAAAGCCACCUUCAGGCUGGUCUGCAUUGUUGUACCACCAGAUUUCACAAUUCUAGAUUUUCCAUGUUGUACACAUGUCCAGCAUCUGUCUCUUCCUUUAUUCCUGGGUGGUGAUCCCUGUAUGGGGCUCUGAGCAGGCUGUAUCUAGAUACUGGCAAUAAAAAUAUUCUGA